AUGGGAAAAUCCAAGUCGAGCGAAGGGAAUCGGUGGCUGAAGUGAGUUCUCGGCCAUGCGUCCGAUCGGAGGAAUUCGAGUGGUUCAGAGAUCGCAACGGUUUCGAAGAGGAGCUGCUGGCGUUGGCCGACGAUGCGAGCAUUAUGUACGAGAGCGCGUUGGACCUGCUCAAAGGACUACAGUAUUUUUCGAAGAACGUCGGUGAAGACGAGAAGAAGCAUCCGUACGGGAAGGCGGCGAAGGCUGCCAAGACCUACGGAGGCGGGGUGAGACACAAAAACCCUACUGUUUCCGAUGUUCUGCUCUUCAGAUGAAAGUUCCGAGUGCUUCGUUCACAUCGGGCGCCGAGCAGCUGACCAAGCUUCACGGCGCUUGCGAGGGGCUCAAAGAGCACAUCGGAUCGACGGUGCUCGCCAAAAUGAUCAGCUUCAAGGACAUUGAGUGCAAAGAGUGCGAUAUGCAGAUGACGAUGCUCAAGAAGGCGCACAACGACUACUACAAAAAGAAGAAGGCGAACGCGGAGCAAGUGGCGCUGGAUGCCGCCGAAGCGAGUCUCAAAAAGCUGCUGGAAGACGCGAAGAGCCAGCUGAACAAGUUCAACAAGGCCGGUCAGGAUCUGAUGAACCAGAUGUCGACGGACAUGAAAACCGGAUUCGAUGCUUACUGCGAUGCGGGAUCUGCGUGA
Molecule: messenger RNA, 685 nt
Organism: Caenorhabditis sp. 36 PRJEB53466
Lineage: Eukaryota; Metazoa; Nematoda; Chromadorea; Rhabditida; Rhabditidae
Source: the annotation of a GenBank genome assembly